Zymoseptoria tritici IPO323 is the source of this 1594-nucleotide messenger RNA. RefSeq lists its product as uncharacterized. Bases 110 to 1594 code for a protein of 494 amino acids. Lineage: Eukaryota; Fungi; Ascomycota; Dothideomycetes; Mycosphaerellales; Mycosphaerellaceae. The transcript has 5 exons. The record is from RefSeq and is a predicted model, not a curated record. Gene Ontology annotation, biological process: protein localization to plasma membrane. Gene Ontology annotation, cellular component: plasma membrane.
GGAGCAUCAAGCUUGAAGACAUUCGCUGAGCGAAAUUCCUAUACCAUUUCCUCCAUCGAGGAAGUUACUUGUACCAUCUCUUACCUACCAUUUCAACAACAACGCAGCCAUGUGGUACCACGUCUCGGAGCCGAACUCCUACCUCGCCGUGACUGGCGCAGGAGUGGAUUCAGUGCGCAUCACGAAGAAAGCAUUCAUCUACCCGUUGCAGAAGGUCACCAAGAUCAGCAUCACACCUUUCGACUUCUCCAUGUCACUGCAAGCCAUGACCUCAGAGAAGCUGCAGUUCUCUCUGCCUGCAGUAUUCACGAUCGGGCCAGACGACACGGUCGGGUCCCUGAUGAAAUAUGCCGUCCUCCUCACAGGAGAUAGCGAUGGCCGCGUUCCCACCGGUGCCAAAGGCGGUAUGGUCGCCACUGGACGCAAUCAUGUUCAGGACAUCGUCAAAGGCAUCAUCGAGGGCGAGACGCGCUCGAUCGUCUCGAACAUGACGAUGGAAGAGCUCUUCAACAACCGUCGCAUCUUCAAGGCCCAGGUCAUUGAAUGCGUACAAAAGGAGCUCGAUCAAUUCGGUCUCCGUAUUUACAAUGCCAACGUCAAGGAGCUGCAAGAUCUGGGCGAGUCGAAGUACUUCCAGUCUCUGGCCCAAAAGGCCCACGAAGGAGCUCAAUCUCAGGCACAAGUCGACGUUGCCAACGCUCGCAUGAUCGGAAAAGUCGGCCAGGCCGAGAAGGAAGGCGAAGCCAAGCAAGAAAUUGCUAAAAUCGAUGCGAAGACCGCCGUGCUCGAGACGGAGCGCAAGGUGGAGAAAGCCAACGCCGACCAGAAACUCAAGACCCGCGAGAUCCUCAUCUCCCGCGAUCUCAAACUCGAGCAGAUCGCCGCCCAGCGUGCCGCUGAGCAGAAAGAUGCGGAGCUGCAGAAGAACGUCGAGCAGAAGAGAGCAGAGAUGGAGUUGGAGCGACUGAGAGCUACGACUGUCACGCAGGCGAAAAUCGCCAAAGAGUCUUCUCAGCAAAAGGCCGAUGCCGAUCUGUACACUCAAGAGAAGAAGGCGGAUGCUGCGAAGUACAACCAGAAAGCCGAGUCGGAGGCAGUCUCCGCCUAUAUCCUUUCCACCCGGCAAGCUGAAGCGACCUACCUCGCUCGCGCCCGCGAAGCCGAAGCCGCGUACAUCACCCGCAAGAAAGAAUCCGAAGGUCUCAUCGAGAUGGCCAAAGCGUACGGCGCUCUCGCCGACGUGCUUGGCGGACCGCAGGGAUUGAUGAACUACUUGAUGCUCAAGGAAGGCGUGUACGUCAAGCUGGCGGAGGCGAACGCCAAGGCGGUAAAUGGGCUGGCGCCGAAGAUUAAUGUGUGGACGACGGAGGGUGGGAGUGGAAGUGGUGGGGCGGAUGCCAUGGCGCCGAUUCAGAAUCUGUUCAAGAGUUUGCCGCCGUUGUUUAGCACUAUUCAGGAUCAGACGGGGAUGACGCCGCCGAGUUGGUUGGCGAAUGUGCCGGCGCAGAGGAAUGGGGAGAUGGAGCCGGAGGAGAAGAUGAGGCAGAAGAGGGAGGGGUUGGGAUUGACUAAUGGACAGGCUAACGGUCAUUGA